Quercus lobata is the source of this 420-nucleotide messenger RNA. RefSeq lists its product as uncharacterized. The transcript has 2 exons. Bases 1 to 420 code for a protein of 139 amino acids. The record is from RefSeq and is a predicted model, not a curated record. NCBI's taxonomy places the organism in Eukaryota, Viridiplantae, Streptophyta, Magnoliopsida, Fagales, Fagaceae.
AUGGUCACUCAUGAGUCUUCAACUCAGACACCUCAACCACCACCAAAAGAGUCAUUUGCUUGGUGUUACAACUUUCUCUGGCCUAUGCUCAUGGCUGUCAAUCUUGCUGUUGGAGCCUACCUCUUUGUGCGGACAAAGAAGAAAGAUGAGCACAUAGAAGAAGAAGGUGCAACUCCAGUUUCAAUCCCCAUUGCAAAAACUGCUCCUGCUGCUGAAAAAACCUUACACUCACCAUCCGUCACAAAACCUGUGAAGUUGCAGGAACCAAUUCCAGAGGAUCAGCAGCGCGAACUUUUCAAGUGGAUGUUGGAAGAGAAAAGGAAGGUCAAACCAAAAGAUCUUGAAGAAAAGAAGAGCAUUGAUGAAGAGAAAGCCAUUCUCAAACAGUUUAUUCGAGCAAAACCUAUCCCUAAUAUCUAA